AUGCUCCAACUUCACAAUAAACAUCUUUUGAAAACUGUCGAUGAACUUCUCUUAAACCAGUUUGGAAUAACAAAAUUUAGUAUAUACUAAAACAGUGGAUAGUGUUUUUCGCACGCUCUGAUUGGCUACUGAUUGAAUAUCCUGCAAUAUUCACUGAUUCACCUCCAGUUCCUCCGAGCGAGCGACGCCAAACUCGCGUAAGUUGCGAGCAAAAUGCCUUCCCGGUUUGCUGCCGUAACAAACUAAGACAUUUCACAAGUAAUCAAGCAAGCUAUUUCCGAAAUACAAGAAGGUGACGAAGUUCGGUUUGGAAGUUUUAACAGGUAAAGCUUUGUCUUUAUGACUUGAAUUUAUCGAUAAAACCGGUGAAAAAGUUUUUUGUUUACAAAUGCAAAUUAAGCUUACGUCUUAGUUGACUUGUUGAUAAAUAAGCUUAAAACUUAAAUUUAAUAAUCUUUUUUACAUAAUUAUUUUAAAUACAAAAAGAAUUCACAACUCCUUUUGAAGAAACUUCUCCGCAAGAGCUAAACAAACGCCUUCAAAAGUUUUAUUUGUCGCUAAGAAAAAGCGACGACUGCGGCCGUUCGGUCAUCGCGCGCCAAAAUUGUAAUCGUUGGCAACAGUAAAUGAGUUAAAAAUCAUCAUUUUUGUGCUCAAUUAUCUCACUCUUUUAGUAUAUACUGAAACAAUUAUUCACCUCAGUGUCGGUGGCUAGUAUUGGAUAUUUACCUCGCCGCUUCGCGGCCUCGGUAAAUUUCCAAUACUAGCCACCUCCACUUCGGUGAAUAAUUGUUAUUUAUGGAUGAAGACUCGGACAUCAACUUUUACACCAGCUUCCCAAAUUAUCUCACACUUCUGGCUUGCUACAGUUUCUUAAAUCCAGGGGGAAAUGGUGAGAACAUUGUUUACAUCACC
Molecule: messenger RNA, 915 nt
Organism: Porites evermanni
Lineage: Eukaryota; Metazoa; Cnidaria; Anthozoa; Scleractinia; Poritidae
Source: the annotation of a GenBank genome assembly